GACACAGACAUAGACACAGACACAGACACAGACGCAUCCGUAGCCAUUUUGGCUCAAGCCGCUCCUCGGGCGUGCGCGGGCUCGGGCUCGGCGCGUGGGAGGCGCCUCUGGGCGCGGUGGCGACGGUCGGCUGCAUGGCUGCCUGCGAAGCGGCGGAGCGGCCUGGGUGCGAGGCUGGGGGUUCCCUCUGGCCUGCGCGGAGGGCGCGGCGGGCGGCUGCGCAGCAGGCGGCAAGCGGGCGGCUAUCUGCCGCUCUGAGCCGCAUCUCGGUGCUCGAGGCCACCAUUGACGCCUUGCGGGCCCGCGUCGCUGCUGAGGAGGCUCGGCACGUGGCGGCGGCGGCCCAGGCGGUGCGCCUCGCGGAGGAUGAGGGCGACAUCACGGAGCCGAAUGCGGCGCUCGCGGGCGAGCUCGUGGCCAGGAUGGCGCUCGCGGCGCCGAUCCUGGAGGGCGUCCUGGCUGGAGAGCCCGACGGCGCAGGGAAGGCCGUGCGAACUCUGCGCAGAGCGCGGCGUAACACGGGCUUGCACUGCGCGGCCGUGCCAGCCGCCGCCAUCAGGCGGGCGGAGCUGCCGCAGCUCAACCGCUGGCAGCGGCUGGGCGGAAGCAGGCAUGGCGGCAGCAGGCGGAGGCUGGGCAGCAGGCGUGGGUGCCAUGCGGCCGCGCCGCCGCUGCACCGUCGGCAGCCUGAGGCCGAGAGCGAGGAGAGGAAGGACCUGGAGGGCUCGGUGGACUCGGAGUGCGACGAGCUGGAGGAUGCUGGAGGCUCUCGUGAGGGAGCGCCGGGCGGCGGGGCCUUGGGAGGGGAGGCAUGCCACACCGGCGCCGACGUUGGCGGCAGCAGCGAAGAGAAGAAGGAAAGGGAGGACGAGGUGGACUCUGAGUGCGAAGCGCAGGAGGACACUGGAGGCCGUCCUGAGGUUGCGCAGGGCGUCGAGGCCGUGAGUGGGGUCGCCUACCACAUCGGCUCCGACGAAGGCAACAGAUGCGAGGACAGGAAGGACGGGAAGGACGAGGUGAACUCGGAGCGCGGCGUGCUGGAGGAGCGACACUGGAGGCCUUCCUGAGGUUGCGCAGGGCGUCGAGGCCUUGGGUGGGGUGACGUACCACUUCGGCUCCGACGUAGGCAACAGCUGCGUGGACUGGAAGGGCGGGGAGGACGAGGUGGACUCGGAGCGCGGCGUGCUGGAGGACACUGGAUGCCGUCCCGUGUGUGAGCUCGAAGCCCCCCCUGUGGUAGAGGCGAGCGCGUGAGCGAGUACUUGAGGCGGGCAGUUGCAUUCUGUAUGUAUAGCUGUCCCCGCCUGGUGGCGCGGCCGCGGUGGAGGCCCAGUGCGGCCCCGCGGGGAGAGACGGCGCUAGGCGGCCCCUCUCGGGAGGGCGUGUCUCGGGUGGCGCUUGGUGCCCCUGAUGGCCCCUCGGUCCCUUUUUGGACCCCUUGUGGCCGCGGGCCUCGGCGCGUGGGCGCGAUGCUUCUUGCGCCUCGCCUGCCUCGCCGUGCCGCUCGGGGUUGUGCAAGCACGUUUGGGGCGUCGCCCGUCGCGUGCAUGCACGGUUGUAGAUAUCCCAGCGCUUCGCGCUGAUGCCCUUCGACGGGGGUCUGAGCUGACCGGCCGAGCGGGGCCUCGGGGCCGAUGUGCCCUGGUGGCUGCCUUCCGCGGCUCGUUUGGGCUCUCGGGAUCCCUUGUGGCCCGCCCCCUGUCUUGGGAUGGCCCCUGGGGGCUCUGGCCCCUCAGUGGGGCCUGGGCCCCUUUGUGGGCUCUUUUAGCCUUUAUAGGCCCCGCGCUAACAUACGCAGACGCAGACGCAGAGACAGGCACAGACACAGACGCAGACGCAGAGACAGGCAUAUACACAGGCACAGGCACAUACACGUCCGUAGCCAUUUUGGCUCAAGCCAUUCGGCUGAGCUGGCUGCGCCCGGCGCCCCUUCUCCGGGGCUUCCCGCGCCCUGCGCAACUUCGCCCGCCGGCAUGGAGCUGGAGGCACUGUUGUCCAGGUGCCCGGUGGCCGCCGCGGCCUUUGGCGCGGUGGCGGCGGCGCUGUGCGCGCCGAGCGCGCCCGGCCGCCAGGUGGCCAUGGUGGCAGCCUCCGUGGUCCGCGCCGCUGGCACGACGCCCCACGGAGCGCGUGGAGGUGAAGGCGUCCCGGUGUGUGGCGAGGGUGUCACGGCUGCGGCGCACAUCAACAUCCAGGAAGACCUCUUGCUGGCCGCGCAGGCGUCUUUGGGUCUGAAGCAGAAGCCAGGCGUUUCGGACGUCAAGCGCGAGCUUCGGCGGAGAGGAUGCCGCUCCUUAGCCUCGAUGUGCGGUCGGCUCUCGAAGCUGCGGAACACCGAGGCCCACGUGGCGGCGAGCCUCCCGGCGGCGGUGGCGGCUGCGCUGAUGGGCUCGCCUGUGUCGGGCGACCAGCAGCCCGGCUCGGUGGGCCGCUCGGUGCUUGACACGGUGUCCAGCGAGGAGUUUGCGACGGCCUCUGACUCCCAGCACGGUUCCGUGCCGCUGGAGAAGAAGCUGGCGUCGUCCCAGUCGCCUGCCUCGGACUUCCUGCGCGACCCCGAGAGGCAGGAGGUAAAGUUGGAUGAGAUCAAGUUGCUGGUCUCGGACGAGCAGUUCGUCAAGAGCGGCUGCGCCGCGCCUACCGCUGCCUGCUUGGGUGGGCGCAUGGGCGGGGCCAAGUUCCCAGUUGGGGCCGAGGCGCCGACGGAGGCCGCGCCGCCCAUGAAGCAGGCCUCAGCUAUGGGAACCGCCGCGUACGACGAGGAUGAGUUCCGCGAGGCGACCGCGGGCCUCAGCGAGCGCCAGUCCUUAGUCCUGGCCGUCGUCGACGGCGUCGUGGAGGGCAAUGCCGAUGUGUCCCUGUCUGAAGUCCUCGGGCUGCUGGACGGCAUGGGAGUGCCUCAUGUGCCCCAGGGACCUCGUCUUGUCAGGGGCCGUGUCGCCCUCCUGCGGAAGCGUCGGGCCCUUCUGAGGUGCUCGUCUGAAUGAUUGCAGUUGAUAUGUUCGUCUUGCGAGGCCUUCUGUUCUGUGCAGUCUGCGCCCGCACGAGGUGAAGUGUCACGCAGUGAUUCCCUCCUGUAUAUGCAUGGGUACGUGCCAGGCCGCCUCUCGUUGGUUUGCGCGGAUCCAUCUUGCAGUCGAGAAUGUUGUCUUUAUGUUUCAGCCUCCUGCUCUGCAUUCUGUGUACAUGCAGGAGUUGCCCCGAGUCGGAGGUUGAGGGUUUGACGUGUCGAGCGUGCUCUCGGGGCCGAUGUGCCCUGGAGGUGUUGGUUCCGACGUCGUCGAUGCUCUCUGGGCCGAAGCGCCCCCUUCGUGUCUUGGGAAGGCCCCCGUGGGCCGUGGCUUCUCAGUGAGGCCUUGGCCCGCAGUAGGCUUCUUUUGCCUUUUACAGGCCCCGCGUCAACAGACACAGACACGUAUGCACGUGCACAUGCACAAACACA
This is a messenger RNA of Prorocentrum cordatum, 3442 nucleotides long. The record is from the annotation of a GenBank genome assembly. NCBI's taxonomy places the organism in Eukaryota, Dinophyceae, Prorocentrales, Prorocentraceae.